This is a messenger RNA of Erigeron canadensis, 753 nucleotides long. RefSeq lists its product as uncharacterized. Gene Ontology annotation, biological process: regulation of DNA-templated transcription. Gene Ontology annotation, cellular component: nucleus. NCBI's taxonomy places the organism in Eukaryota, Viridiplantae, Streptophyta, Magnoliopsida, Asterales, Asteraceae. The record is from RefSeq and is a predicted model, not a curated record. The coding region runs from base 65 to 544 and encodes 159 amino acids. The transcript has 4 exons. Gene Ontology annotation, molecular function: sequence-specific DNA binding; DNA-binding transcription factor activity.
GGUUGAGAUUAAUGCUACAAAUGAAAGCAAGAAGAGAACAAUUCAUAUUAAAGAGAACUUCAAAAUGGUGUCAAGGGAGCAUAAGAAAGCUGCACAAUUGCAUGACAAGCUGCAACUUCUUAGAUCUGUUACAAACUCUCAUGCAAAGGAAGAUUCAUCGAUCGUAAUUGAUGCAUCAAAGUACAUACAAGAGCUCAAACAGAAAAUAGAUACACUGAAUCAAGACAUUGCUCAAAGCUCGAGCUACCAGAACUCGUGGCCAAUGGUUACGGUAGAAAACGUAGAAAAGGGAAUUCAAGUGAAUGUUUAUUCAGAAAGAAGCUGCCCUGGUUUACUAGUUUAUGUGUUGAAAGUUUUUGAAGAAUUGAAUCUCAAUGUGUUGGAAGCUAGGGUUUCUUGUACAGGAAGCUUUCACCUUGAAGCACUUGGAGUUGAGAAUGAAGAAAAUGGGGAAAGCGUAGACACUCGUUUGGUGAAACAAGCGGUGUUGCAAGCAAUUGAAGACUGGAGUAGUAGUGAAAGCAAUGACGACCAAGACUACUAAUUGUUAAUCAAAAUAAAUGAUGAGAUCGAUUUUCUCGAUCGAUCAUAUAAUUAAUUUCUUCAAUGUUCUAUAUAUAUAUAUUCUUGGCUUCGAUCGGUUUAUUAUAUCUAUAAUUAUUAAUUAGUAGUGAUGUAAAAUUCAAGGAAAUAGCUUGCUAGCUAGCCUUCGAGUAUCAUCAAGUAAUUGAAAUCAAAGCAUUUUGAGGUAAA